Engraulis encrasicolus (European anchovy) is the source of this 5302-nucleotide messenger RNA. It is a transcript of the gene fastkd4, whose product is annotated as transforming growth factor beta regulator 4. Gene Ontology annotation, molecular function: RNA binding. The coding region runs from base 1291 to 3252 and encodes 653 amino acids. Gene Ontology annotation, biological process: regulation of mitochondrial mRNA stability; mitochondrial RNA processing. The transcript is spliced from 11 exons. Gene Ontology annotation, cellular component: ribonucleoprotein granule; mitochondrial matrix. Lineage: Eukaryota; Metazoa; Chordata; Actinopteri; Clupeiformes; Engraulidae. The record is from RefSeq and is a predicted model, not a curated record.
UUUCUUUUAUUCUGUCCCAAAGACCAUAGGCCUACUAGGGUGAACUAAGGUAAAUUGGGACAUCAGCUAAAUUGGGACGAACAAGGUUUUGGGUUGUUUUCUUUCUAAAUAUUAGCAAUCACAAAAUGGGAUGUAAUAUUGCUACUGCAACUGUCAUGUAUAAGGAACAAUAAUUUGAUUUGGUAUUAAGAAUCAUAAAAGGAAGGAGCAAAGGUUUUGAAGAGACAGUGGAUGCAACACUUGUCAGUUGAGCUAGCUGACGUGUCGAUUAUGCUAUCAUGAUCAUAAGCUAUAUUAUGGCUGAAUCAGUGAUUAUAUGGUACAAAAUAUGAUUGAAAUAUAUGUUGUUUUACUAAAGGUUUAACUCAAUAUCAAAACAUUUAGACAUUUGUCUUUACUUUAUUAAGGAGACAUAAUUUUAGUAAGUAUAGUGGACUGAGCUAAUUUGGGACAAUAUUUUAAGCUAAAAUGGGACAGUUUUCUCAUUGCAACAGAAUGGGUUUAUGUUAGCUGUUAGCAUAGCAUAUUAGCAUGCCAUAGGCCUGUAUUGUAAUAUGCACACCCACAUGCUAAUGGCCAGAGUCACACAUGCCCUACUACUCCUUCAAUAUUCUCUUGAAAUGGAAAUGUUUCAGGGAUGUUAGGCCUAUAUAUUUGUUUAAUUCGUUAAGAUCCUAUAGUCUACUGUUAACCAGAGAAAAACUGUAGGCCUAUUAUUAUUCUUUGCGCAAAAAUAAUGAUAAUCAAACAGACCGUCCCAUCUUACAUUAAAGGGUGUCCCAAUUUACCAUAGCAUUUUCUCAUACCGAAGUUGGUGUCUCACUGUCUUUAAAUGUUAAUAGCCUAUUAUAAAAUAUUAUACUUUAAAAACCCUACCUUUCAAAAUUCCUACAUGGAAAUGUACCCAAGACCCAUAUGAAGACAAACAAUUACUAAAUGUUGGUGUAUUUAAAGUGUUUUUUUUUUUUUGCGAUCUACCAAAAAUGUCCCAAUUUACCUUAGUUCUAGUUCACCUUUUUUCUCUCUGUUUUCACCAGCUGGGUUUCUGGGUUGUUUUUUUUUGGACGGCUAUGAAACAACCAAUCACGUUAGUUGUACUCACGUGACUGUCCACUGGUCCGUGACGUAAUUUUUAUGCGACUGUCCCCAGCUUCAUCCAUGUGAAUGUCGCUCAAUCAAUUUUGGAUUACGUUCACAUUAAAAAAGUGCCUGUGGUGACAACAUGGUUGCCACUUGAAGGAUUUCGGAGCUGCCGGCAUUGUGUUGGAACUGAACUCUUCCCCUCAACAGAUGACAAUGAGGCUUUUAGGGCGCCUGGCCUUGGUGUUGCCUCGGUCCGCCACCAGAAGCUUCCCUGCCGCCUCCGCUCUCCUCCAGACCAGUGCCUCUGCUCAGUCUGCCGAGGUCCUGGGCUCCCCUCUCCAAGCCAAGCCGUCAGCAGCACAAGCGGCGACCGCAGGGGCAGCCAGAGGACUGUCUGACCGACCCGGUCUGGCAAAAGAGGAGGAAAAGGGCUUUUCCUUCAAGCGGACCCAACUCGAUGAUCUGAUCAGUAAGGCCAAGUCGCCUGAGGAGGUGUUGCAGGUGUGGGUGAAGCAUGGAGGCUCUGCCAACCAGGCUGCCAUUUGCCUGGUCCAUGUCAGCCGGCUGGCCUUGGAGAGGAGUGCGGAGGAGAGAGAGCAGCUCAUCAAUGGUUCUGACUGCGCCAAGCUCAUCCAGACAGUCAGCUCACAGGUGUCAUCGGUGUGGAACGGGACGCUGGUGAACGUCCUUCGCGCCAUCUCCUUGCUGGACGUGUCACCGGACCACUUAGUGCUCCGCUCCCUGCAGACGGAGGCGCUGUGGCGCAUACGCCGCUUCUCCUACAAGCAGCUGGCCUACCUGCUGGACUGGGUGGUGGCGGAGCAGGCCAGGCUGGCGCGUCACGGGCUGGGCCCGGGGCAGGGUCCUGGGGUCCCGCUGGCCAACGAGCUGCCCAAGCAGCUGGAGCUGCGCUGGACGGAGCUGAGCGAGCCGCGCACCGUCAGCAUGCUCACCAGCAAGGCCGCCCACCUGCCGCCCUCGCUCAACGACAAGCUGGGGGAUAAGGCCCUGGAGCUGGCAGAGCAGUUUGUUGCGGAGGACAUCCGCAGGGUGGCGCAGGCGCUGGCUGCCCAGAACCGUCGCACCGUGCCCCUGCUGCGGGCACUGUCCUACCACCUACAGCAGAGGCCCUCCAAGGAGCUUACCACGCCACUGCUGCUCGACGUUGCCUUCGCUUAUGGGAAGCUGAACUUCCACCAGACACAGGUGUUCCAGCGGAUCGCGUCGGAGCUGCUACCCAGAAUGCCAGAGCUGAGUGCCACAGACGUCGCCCGCUGUGCCAAGUCUUUCGCCUUCCUCAAGUGGCUACACCUGCCCCUCUUUGAAGCCUUCACAGAGCACUACGUGGCCAACGCUGACAAGUACAGCACCCUGCAGCUCUGCAACCUGCUGAUGUCUCUGGCCAGACUCAACUUCCAGCCCAGUAAAGGAGACGCUUUCUUCACCAAGGUGCAUUUUGCGUUAGCGGGCACCCUGGAGCAGCUGGAGCCGUUCCUGCUGGUGGACGUGGUGUGGUCGCUGUGUGUGAUGGAGCAGCUCAAGCCAGAACACCUCGCCCUCCUCAGGCAGCCCAGCCUGCUGCACAAACUCACAGAAGAGGGCAACUCAUCGCGUGUGGAGAACUACCACAUCAAGCUCCAGCACAUCUUGGCCCAGGGGAGUUUGGCGGGAGUGGACCCCUCGUCCGACCCCAGCUCCCUCCCUGCGCUCUCGGACCCGUCUCCGGCGCCGGCCCCCUCGCAGCUCCAGGCGGCCCUCCACACCGCCCUCGCCAGCCUGACGGAGAACAAGGCCGACGCCCUCCGCACCGCCGUACACACCUGCUACGGAUGGACUCUAGAUGGCGAGGUGAUCUUGGACAGUGAGAAUAAGCCGAUGGAGCUGGACUCAGUAGCCGCCCCGCACCUGCCCACAGGGGGUGGAGAUCAGCCCUUACCUGAGGGGGCACGCAGGUUGUGCUUUGUGGCGUGGGAGUUUCCUAACUUCGUGCUGAGGAGCAAGGAGCUGCUUGGGCGCUUCGCCAUGCAGAAGAGGCAUCUGCAGCUGGCUGGCUUUCUCCUGGUGGAGGUGCCAUACUACGAAUGGCUGGAGUUGAAAUCUGAUUGGCAGAGAGUGGCGUACCUGACAGACAAGAUGGGCAAGGCCGUGGCAGAGGAGAUGGCCAAGUGAGAGAGAGAGAACUUGGUAGAACCUGGUGGAACCGUUCGGAACCUGGCUUGGACGGAUGAGGAAAUCCGAGGGUUCCGGGGGAUCAAGGGUUCUAAGCCCCCGGACACCAUAUCCUAAGAGAACCAUUCACUUGAUGGAGCCUAUAAAACUCAGCUCGCUUGGAAGUCCUCUUUUUUAAUAGAUAUAACGGAGAGAACUCUCAAACAUUACAGCACUGAAGCAACAGCAGUAAGGUAACUUUGUAUGUGUUAUGUCAAUACAUCCAUUGGACCAUUGAACCAAAUACCUUUUACUGUGAGACCAUUCCAGUUAAAAGCUGCCUCAAAACCACGCGGCCGAAGCUACAGAUGAAUUAUCACAUCCACUUAAGCAAGUAUGGAAGUUCUGGAAGCUCUGAAAACCCCUUGUUUAUCUCUCUGAGAAAUUUCUGGAAAUGUUGAGAGAUACACACAUCUCCUGUGUCUCUCUUUUAAAAAAAAUAAAUUAUCUGGUUGCCUUGACAACAGGGGCUUUCCCUGUUACCAAGGAGACAGCUUGUGAAGGCUUGGAUGAAAAUAAAGAUGCUCAGAGGUGCAGGGAUGCCCAAGAAUCAGAGACGAUCAGCAGGAGGGCAAAAACAAACAAACAUGACGAGAGAAAUGCUUUCCUUUUCAUUUGGUGUAUGAAAAUGGCCGCUGAAAAGCUUUUUUAGCAAAAUCAAAAUACAUUCAAAUAUGAAUUAGUUCAGAGUGGAGUACAUAUCGUUUAUCACUUACAACCUACUCAGAGCUUUGGUUUCACACUAGUCGUUGGUGGAAUGUGUAAUGGGUGGUAAGCUACAAAGUUGGUUAAAUUAGAAACCGGGUUACCAAGAAGUGACCGUAAACCUGUGAGUAGAAGAGCACAUGAACAUGUUUGCGGGUGAAAAAUCGGAGCCUAUGUUCUCUUAUACUAACAGGUUUAUGCCUGCACCUGUGUUAACUGAAUCAGAAUGGUAACUUGUCUAACUUCGUAGCUUUUCCUCACUCUGAUCGUCCAGUUGAAUUCACCAGUGAACACACAUCUCAUUGCAAUGGUGUUCUGUGGAAGUGCAUGUUGUGACUGAGAUGAGAUGCCUCAUGUGGCUGUUGUUAUUUAAAUAUUCUUCAGAUGUGUCUUGUCAAGAACAGAACUUUGUUGAAAUAAAAUAUUUGUUGAGAAAAUAAAAUAUUUAACAAGAUGAAAAGUAGUUUCAGCUUGUGUAUCACGCAACACAUGUCGGACCUGCCAGUCAUGCCAGGCAUGUCUGCAUCAUUUUAGUGUUAUGUACUUUGGGGUAAUCUAAAGAAGUUAUCCCAGUAUUAUGUUUUAUUGUAUUGAUUGGCCCAAGGUUGGCUAUUCUACUGUGAUUUAGUUAAUGGUAAUGGAGGAAAUACAAACAAGCAUCUGUUUUGGAGUAGAGCAUCUGAUAAUGACAAUAAUAACUAGAAAGGAAGAGUUAAUUUGUAAAAUGGUGUACCUCCCUUUUUUAUAAUGUUGGGAAAUUGACAUUUUUCUAUGUGGCAUUCCAUUGCAUUGCAUGGUAAAAAUGCAUUUUAUAUUGCUUGAAACAGUAUGUUAUCAAAAUAUUUGAAUGGGAAGAAUUCACACAUAGGUGGUAGGACCUCUGAACUGUAAUUUUCAAUAAUAAAAUGCAAAAGUCAAAAAUGGUGGAUACACCGGUUUGCAAAUUAACUCUUCAAAUGCACUGAGAGAGUGCAGACCUCCGUCAAGGAUGCUGUUUGAUAGAACAUUUGACUGUUGCACCCUAUUUUUUUCCCAAGUCCUUGUUUUUGUGGAGAUAGAAAAUGAAAGGUCAAAAUUCUCCUUAUCCUGCAAUGGUGAAGAAUCUUUUUUUUUUAAAUCCUGGAUCCGGAUUGUGAUUCGGAUCACCACCAAAAUUGAAUCACUUGUUCCUCUUGUCAUUUCAAACACCUCUACAAAAUUUCAGUAAAAUCGGUUCAUAACGUUUUGAGUUAUCCUGCUCACAGACAGACAGAAAAACCUAUGUGACGGAAAACACAACCUCCUUCACAAAGGUAACAUUGAUGAU